Menidia menidia (Atlantic silverside) is the source of this 2713-nucleotide messenger RNA. The record is from the annotation of a GenBank genome assembly. Lineage: Eukaryota; Metazoa; Chordata; Actinopteri; Atheriniformes; Atherinopsidae.
CCCUCUGCCAGCUGUUUCCAUCCACUGACCCACCUGCGACACAGCUGAGGCUGAUGAAGAGGAGCAUCAUCCUCACUGAGAGGCGUGCGAUCGCUGUUUUUUUGUGUUUUUUUCUUCUUUUUUGACUGACCGGGGUUGAUGUGAGAGACACAGAUACGGGAUGCUGCAUCAUUUCAGACACAUUUCCGUUCGGUGUUCGGGAGAGGAGAUCGCACCUGAAUAUGCGCUGCAGGAGGGGCCCCGCCAUGGUCACUGAAGCAAGAUCAUGACUUUCCUGAAUGAGUCCAAUGAGACCUCCUCUCCCUCCUUCCCUUUGUCCCCUCUCGAGAAAAAUGUCUCUGCUUUCAUCAGCCACGACCCCUCAUACUCCUCCCUAUCCUUCCCCACCUCCUCCUCCCUUUUGACGUCCCCCAACUGCACCGGCGCCGCAUCGGCCUCCUCCCCUCCGUACAACUUCUACGCGGUGCUGCUGGUCCUCCUGAUCUUCUGCGUGGUCUUCGGGAACGUGCUGGUGUGCGUGGCGGUUUCCCGGGAGCGGGCUCUGCAGACCACCACCAACUACCUCAUCGUUUCCCUGGCCGUGUCCGAUCUGCUGCUGGCCACGCUGGUCAUGCCCUGGGGCGUUUACCUGGAGGUGGUUGGAGAGUGGCGCUUCAGUCUGAUCCACUGUGACAUCCUGCUCACCCUGGACGUCAUGAUGUGCACGGCCAGCAUCCUCAACCUCUGCGCCAUCAGCAUUGACAGAUACACGGCGGUGGCUAUGCCUUUGCUCUACAACACCAGAUACAGCUCCAGGAGGAGGGUAGCGGUGAUGAUUGCCGUGGUGUGGUUCCUCUCUUUUGCCAUCUCCUGCCCUUUGUUAUUUGGACUGAACAAUACCGCAAGCCGUGAAGGAACCACGUGCAGCUUUGCAGACCCAGCCUUUGUUGUGUAUUCGUCCGUGGCCUCCUUUUACGUCCCUUUCAUCGUCACAUUGCUGGUUUAUGCCCAGAUCUGUGUGGUGCUGCGCAAGCGAGGCAGGCGAACCGCCCCCCCGCGCAGACACGGCCUGCUCGCGCAGAAUGGGACUGAAACUGGAGAGGGGCGACACCGAAAGAAUAAAUGUACACAGCCCGAAGAUGUGAAGUUGUGCACCUUGAUCCUGAGACCAAGCACUGCAGGCCCCCAACGCAAGAAAGUGACUCUGGUGAAAGAGGCAGUGGUUCACCCCCUUGAAGUGGAGCCGGGUCAGUUCCUGCCGCAGACGGAGCAGAGUCUGGCUCCUCCGCCCGCUCCCCAGACCUCGUCCCACUCGGGACGGGCCCGCAUCUCCCUGUCCAUCUCUGUUGGGCCCGCCCCUGUCCGUCCCGCUACCGUGACGCGAUCGGCCCUGACACCCCGUCCUCCGACACUAGAGGACGGCAUGAGAGGUCUUGAGGGGUGGAGGGAGCGGAGCGGCGGCAGGGAGAAAUGGGGCGCGAGCAAGGAGAGGGUGAGGGGGAGGCUGUCGCAGCAGAAGGAGCGGAAGGCAACGCAGAUGCUGGCCAUCGUGCUCGGUGUGUUCAUUAUCUGCUGGCUGCCUUUCUUCCUGACCCAUGUGCUGAAGGCCCACUGCAGAAGCUGCUGCAUCUCACCCUCUCUGUACAGCGCCGUCACCUGGCUGGGAUAUCUCAACAGCGCCGUCAACCCCGUCAUCUACACCACUUUCAACAUUGAAUUUCGCAAAGCCUUCAUAAAGAUCCUGCACUGCUAGGCCCGCGACAAGGCGAGGCAUCAGCUGUCAAAAGGAAUAAAUAAGUAAAAGCCCGACAUUGGUUUUAGAUCUGAGUGGAGGGCACGUGGUGGAGAGGGUAAAAGAGUUCAGAGGCAGUUUGGCGCACAGUAAGCGGCAAACUGGCAACGGACAAUCUGGUCAGCCUUCAAAUCAAAGAUGUUCAGGAUUUUAAGGAGACUUUUGGAGGAGAAAGUGGAACCAGCAGCUCAGACGAGACGGGAGGAUGACAAAAUCGUCUCCUGACAGAAUGACAUCAAGCACAAAAGGAACAAGUAAAACAUAAAAGAAAUGAAACUGUGACAAGUACUAGGGUAGCUACGAGAGACACAAACAAACUGGAUAUUUAUGGAAGAGAAGAUGUGCAUACAUAUAUAUAUUUUAUUUUUUUUGUAAAGGGAAUAUGUGAGAACUUGGGCUCUAGGCUAUCACAGACUCACAUGUGAGAAUCACUGAGACGUGACUGUUUUUUUCAAGCUGUCUGAAACACUUCCUUCAGACCGUCAGACUUUUGCGUCUUAUAUCUUGUACACUUGACAACCCAACUUGUCUGCUUGCAUGUGCAUCUUUUUUCUUGGACAGAAAUAAGUCAAUCCAUGAAGAGAAAGAACGGAAAUCACUUCAGUGUCAGACUCCAACUCCGAAUGCUAUGUCUUUUCUAUACGUCCCAGGUUUUUCCAUAUCGUCCCCAAUAGGCUGAUAAAUUUUUACAGAGACAGAAUUAUGGAUAUGAUCAUGAAGGACACUUAAAGAAUCACAAUCACAAUACAUCUUCCCCAGGGUGUGUUUUUGCUUUAUGUAUUGACGUAAAGUGUUGUGCUGAUCAUAAGAAUUGUAUUGGUUUCAAGCAUGAUUGUACAGAGCAUUUAGAAAAUAGAUAUUGUCUUAAAUAGCUCAAUUAGUGUCUAAAUGAUCCAAAAAGAAACAUUGUUAGACACAGUACAUGUUAUAUUUUCACUGAGA